This is a messenger RNA of Cebus imitator (Panamanian white-faced capuchin), 892 nucleotides long. RefSeq names its product protein ANKUB1-like. NCBI's taxonomy places the organism in Eukaryota, Metazoa, Chordata, Mammalia, Primates, Cebidae. The transcript has 3 exons. The record is from RefSeq and is a predicted model, not a curated record. Bases 508 to 816 code for a protein of 102 amino acids. Gene Ontology annotation, molecular function: protein binding.
GAGAACUUUCAGGAUUAUCAUAUUCAAUAAAAUCAGCUCUUGUUUUGCUUCAUCCUAUGCUAGUGCAUCCCAAUCAAAUAUCUAUUUUUAAGAGUUCCUCAAUCAGCUGUACUUCUUUACAUAAGAAUUCAGGAGUCAGUGGAUGGAGACUACAUCACAAAAGUAUAAUUUAUGAGUAGCAUUUUUGUAUCACAUGUUUGAAGCUUGUUCAUACUUGCCUCAACCAUUGUCCAGUUUGCUGGUUUCCAUAAUAUAGGAACAAGGUGGCUAUUGACUACUGCAUUCAGCAGAUAAAUAUUUCCUUCAAUGUAGCUGGUGUCUGUGUUGCCUGAUACUGUGAUACUGUGGGACUAGGCUCUUCACAUUCUUUCAACUUACCUUUAAGGCUAGACAGUGGCAGCUGCCUGUGACUAUCGUUUUUGUCCUUAAUUGUGAACUGUAUUUUUCCAGCCAUCCAGGAGGAUCUUUGAAAAAGUUGGGUGUUUUGUCUGAAAAGAUAAUUGCACAAUGAGGAUUUUCAUCGCCUUUGAAGGAUCUGUUGAGCCGUUUGAUGUUUCAGCAGAUGAAACUGUGGAGGCUGUCAAGCUGAUGAUAAAGGAUUAUUUCCACAUUCCUCUCUCUGAAGACAAACAAGGCAGGCGGUAUCUGGAGUUGAUGUAUGCUGGAGCCGCUCUAAAGGACAGUUGGAGUCUUGCUGAUGUUGGAAUAUCUUUCUGUUCAACUCUCAAAUGCUUUGUUAAGAGCUCACCACAAACCAAUAUAAAAACAAAGCCAAGGGGCAGAUCUGGAAUUUUGAUGUGGGAAGAAGAGCAUUAGGUCACUUCAGUGGAACCACAGUGAUUACUGGCAGUGGAAUGAGGAAGGAGAAGAAAUUCUAAGUAACAAUAAGAAU